AUGUCGCUGCCAACUAGAUUCCCAAAGAAUUUUAAACUGGCAACUGCCACGGCGGCAUAUCAAAUUGAAGGAGCAAAAGAGCUGGAUGGUCGUGGAAUCAGUACUUGGGAUGCAAUUCGUUCUGAAUACGGUCGAAUCCGCGACGAUUCGAAUCCUACCCUCUCCUGUGAAGGUCGUCUGAAAUACAAAGAAGACGUGGCUCUCCUCGCCAAGAUCGGUGUCACCAGCUACCGUUUCUCGAUCUCUUGGUCUCGUAUCCUCCCAAAUGGAACACUUUCGGAAAUCAACAAGGAAGCAAUUCAAUAUUAUCGUGAUGUUUGCCUUUUGUUACGAGACAAUGGAAUUGAGCCAAUUGUGACAUUAUUCCAUUUCGACAUGCCACUGGCUAUUUAUGACAAUGGAACAUCUUGGUUGAACAAGGAGAACUGUGAACAUUUCGUCAAAUUCGCGGAUUUGUGCUUUCGAGAGUUUGGAGAUUUAGUGAAAACGUGGAUAACAUUCAAUGAAAUUAAUAUGCAAGCAUGGUCAUCUGUUGUCAAGAUUCAAGGAGAAUUGUGGUUGUGUCCGGAUCGUCCGGAGAUUGAGAAUCAUGAGCAGGCACCGUAUAUCGCUGCCACCAACAUGCUUCUAACCCAUGCUAAAAUCUACCGUAACUACGAGAAAAACUAUAAAGAAACUCAAGAUGGAAUCAUCGGAAUUACAAAUGGAGGUCGUUUCUGUUUCCCUGCUUCUGAUUCUCCGGAUGACCAAUCGGCGACAAAUCGUGCUCUUGAUUGGCUUUUCAAUUAUACAAUUGAACCAAUUCUCACGGAUUCUGGCGAUUUUCCAGCGACGAUGAGAGAAAAAUUACCCUUCCUUCCAAAGUUUACAGAUGAAGAGAAAGAGAUGAUCAAAGGUAGCACAGAUUUUCUUGGAAUCAACUACUAUCUCAGUCACAUGGUCCGUGAUAUUUCUGAUGACGAGACUCCAACUUCUCAAUCCGAAAGAGACGCUUCUUAUGCUUUUGUCGAAGGAAAAUGGGAAAAAAUUUGUGGCGAGACAUGGGUUCGUUACGCUCCCGACGGCCUUCUGGCGCUUUUAAAGUACGUCAAAGAGAAAUAUAAAAACAUUCCGGUGUUUAUAACGGAGAAUGGAUGUAUGGAUUUGAUUGGGGAAGAGGAGAAAAAAGAAGAGGAUAUUCUGAAUGAUAAACAUCGAAUCAAGUAUAUCACUGGACAUUUGGAAGCUGUUGCGAAAGCUCUCGACAAUGGUUGUAAUGUGAUUGGAUACACUCUCUGGACCCUCAUGGAUAACUUCGAAUGGGACGACGGAUUCGCUGUGAAAUUCGGAAUCUGUCGUGUCGAUUUCGAGUCUCCAGAGAAGACAAGAACCAUGAAACAAUCGGCUAAAUACUAUCAAACAUUUAUUCGCGAAUUCAAGAAGCAUCAUAAUCUCUUGUAA
Messenger RNA from Caenorhabditis remanei, 1440 nucleotides. RefSeq lists its product as uncharacterized. The coding region runs from base 1 to 1440 and encodes 479 amino acids. The record is from RefSeq and is a predicted model, not a curated record. NCBI's taxonomy places the organism in Eukaryota, Metazoa, Nematoda, Chromadorea, Rhabditida, Rhabditidae. The transcript is spliced from 8 exons. Gene Ontology annotation, biological process: carbohydrate metabolic process. Gene Ontology annotation, molecular function: beta-glucosidase activity.